This is a messenger RNA of Ziziphus jujuba (common jujube), 441 nucleotides long. RefSeq lists its product as uncharacterized. Gene Ontology annotation, biological process: SCF-dependent proteasomal ubiquitin-dependent protein catabolic process; protein polyubiquitination. The transcript has 3 exons. Gene Ontology annotation, cellular component: SCF ubiquitin ligase complex. The coding region runs from base 1 to 432 and encodes 143 amino acids. Lineage: Eukaryota; Viridiplantae; Streptophyta; Magnoliopsida; Rosales; Rhamnaceae. The record is from RefSeq and is a predicted model, not a curated record. Gene Ontology annotation, molecular function: protein binding.
AUGCAUCUCGGAGUACUCUUGAAUCCGAAGCAGAACCUUCGUAACCAGCUAAUAAUUAUAUUUCUGGGGGUCUCGGAUUUAUGUGCACUGGGCAGUUGUUCUCAGUUUUGGAGGGGAAUCUGUGGCUCUGAUUGUUUAUGGAAGUCUUUGACAAGAGAAAGAUGGCCAUUUUCAGAUUCAUCACAAGGGUCUUCAUCAUCAUCAUCUUCAACUUCUAUCGAAAUCCCCAUCUCCAAGGGUUGGAAGAGCUAUUACAUCAAAAAGCACAAUGAGAUGGUAGAUAGAGUGGCUGAGGUAGUGGAGUUUGUGAGAAGAUCCCCAACGUCUGAAUCGAUUCAGGUUGGGGACUAUCUGAGAGCAAUUGAUAAUUUGCAUUCAAUGCAGCUUGGUUUUAAAGAUGUUCAAUUAAACUUUUUUCAAUCCAAAGCUUAAUGCACUGCU